AUGGGAUCCGCCUGGAUGUGGCUCCUUCAUGACUGGGGUACCUGGGCGCUGGGUUUGAUUGGCACCAUUCUUACCCAUGUGAUAGUGAGACGAUAUUGCACUUCGAUCCGAGAUAUCCCUGGUCCAAUGUUGGCAUCGUUUUCAAACCUCUGGCAAGUCUUGCACAUACUGAAAGGUCAUACCGAAGUGGAGACACUCAAGCUGCAUCAAAAACACGGAUACUUUGUUCGCAUUGGAUCAAACGAAGUUAGCGUUUCUCAUCCUGAUGCCAUCCGAAAACUGCUUUAUGCCCAAAUCGCCAAGGGCCCAUGGUAUUCUAUCAUGAGUAUACCGGACUAUCGCUAUGUCAACCAAAUGUCAGAGCUGGACCCACAGCAACAUAUCAGGAAACAGCGAAACAUUUCGUCGGGCUAUGCGCUUUCCAAUAUCGUGCAGCAUGAACCCCAUUUUGACGCUGUGCUCCAGCUCCUCACGAUCCGCUUGGACGAGUUUUGCCAGUCCUGCCGUCCAGUUGAGUUAGACCGGUGGUUUACCUUUUUUGCUUUUGACGCCAUCGGUGAAGUCAUCUUCUCCAAAUCAUUCGGCUUCCUCGAACAAGGUCAGGAUGUUCGCAGCGCCAUUGCAAAUCAGAGGCUCCUCGCGCCCUACGUCGCGAUCAUGGGCCAUUACGCGUGGCUCCACAAUUUAACGCUAGGAAACCCACUUCUUAGCCGACUGGGGAUCCAGCCAUCGUCUCACAUUUUCGACACAUGUAUUGCGGCUAUCGAUGCGCGGAAGCAAAAUCCUGCCAAGCGACAUGACAUGAUGCAGAAAUGGCUGGAUACCCAUGCGAAGUAUCCCGAUCGCAUGGAGGAAGUUGAGAUCUUUUCUACAGCAGUUGGAACUCUUGGUGCGGGCGGCGAUACUGUGAGCGCCACGAUCCAAGCGCUCUUCUAUUUGUUGAUUAGGCAUCCUCAGUAUAUGGUUCGCCUGCAGACCGAGCUCGAUGGGGCUGAGGCACGCGGGGAGCUCUCGCCAAUAGUUCAGUAUGCGGAAGCGCAGAGACUGCCCUUCCUCCAAGCUUGUAUGAAAGAAACAUAUCGUUUCCAUACUGCCGUUGGUCUUGCUCUCCCACGUGUUGCACCUCCUGAAGGAAUUACUAUUGCUGGCAGAGUCUUGCUCUUACCCCUUAAUUCAAUGAUCGUUUCCUUCCCUCUCUUCUGCUUGAACUUUCUCUCUUGCAAAUUCUUCAAAAACCCCUACUUGUAUCUUACCAUGACAAUGUCGAGAAGAACUCCCCGCAGGCUGCUCCCUGCAAAAGAAGAGACCGACACGCAAUGUCGCGUCCAUAACCUGCCAAGAGAAAAGAGGCGGAAUGUCUCUAUUGCCUGCACGAGCUGCAGACAAAAGAAGACCAAAUGCUCAGGUAUGAUUUCAUACCUUCAAUGCACGACAAAUGGGACGCAGUGUAUAUACGAUGCAAAGAGUGACCGCAGAUGUAAAGCAAACACCACUGAACUUCUGGUGUCUCGUGCCGCUCUCUGCCAAUUUGUUGCUAAGAUCCGCCAUGGAGUCUUUAUAGAAGUCUUAAAUUUGAUGAGAGAGAUCCGAAAGCAACCAACGGAUCAACAAGCAGUUGAAUACCUCGUUCAGGUCCUCAACAAGUAG
This is a messenger RNA of Penicillium angulare, 1647 nucleotides long. RefSeq lists its product as uncharacterized. The record is from RefSeq and is a predicted model, not a curated record. Gene Ontology annotation, biological process: regulation of DNA-templated transcription. Bases 1 to 1647 code for a protein of 548 amino acids. Lineage: Eukaryota; Fungi; Ascomycota; Eurotiomycetes; Eurotiales; Aspergillaceae. Gene Ontology annotation, molecular function: monooxygenase activity; DNA-binding transcription factor activity, RNA polymerase II-specific; heme binding. The transcript has 5 exons.